AUGCAUGGAAAGGACGCUUGGUUGAGGCCGUUCGUGAUAGAAUACCAGUCUAACGUGGAGGAGUUGAGCGAGGAGGAAGACGUAAUUUCGGUACCUGGGGAAACUAUCAAGAGGGCGAUACGCAUUGACGACUCCGACGACGAGAUGGCGGACUAUAGAGAUGAUGAUCGAGAUCAAUCACCCACCGAUGACAGUCCCGACCAAUCACCCACUCUCAUGCGGGCUUCUGGCCAUCCAAACAUACUUAACGAGAGUGGCGUGGCUGCACCCGGGAUGGUCAGCGAGUUGCUCAAGCAAUUUGAGACUGAUGGGGGCGAGCAGGUGAGGCUCACAAAACCAGCAGUGAUGCGAGGCUGGCUAGAGUCUUUUCUAGAAACACUCGGGAUCGAAAAACUUGAGGACACCGGCAAGACCACUUACAAAGGCUGGGAGAUGCCCUCCACCCGCAUCACGCUAAUUCGGAUAGCCAACUUUCUCGCCGAUGAGGACGUUGACCGCACGGAGAACUGGCAUGCCAAAAUUGGCGAGAUAGCCGAGUAUCUGGCCUUCCUGGCCGUUCGAUAUGUGGAAAAAGGCGGAAGUUGGGGAUACGAACUCAACGACGCGAUACACAUGAUGAAAGUCCACGACGUUUACGAGCGGUACCAUUACUCCCUUGAUACUCCCAACCUUGGUGGGAAUACCGUGGCCCUGGCCCGCAAGAGUAUUUUGAACACGCCGAGACCUCGUUUCACGUUAUUAGAGGGCACGGAUAGGCAAAUCCAUGAGCCAGAUAGUCCCAGGAACCUCUUGCACAGACUCCCGCGGGGCGUUGUGGACGGCAUGUACGUCAUGUCUAGGGAAGCUUUCAAGAGUUGCAUGGCCAAGUACCUCGAGGACGAGCAGUUCCUAUGGAGUUACGAAAUUCCGAGGCUAGAGUGGAAUCGCAAGACCAGCUAUUGGAACAACAUGGACAAGGUGAAAUUUCUACCGGGAGGCUUCAACAUGGUCGAGACUGAGGAUGAGACCUUUAUGGCGUGCAUGCGCCUUGGACCUCUGCGUGCGCUCAAGUCUCUGAAGACAGCGUGCUCUUUGAACUGGAACCCACGCGAGACCCAAGGGGAGGGGAUGGAAAGGUUGCGAUGGGAUUGGUGUCGGUUUCGGGGUGCCAACCGCGCUGGGCUGACCAUGGUCCUACGCGCGUUUGGGUCGCAGACGAAAGAGAUACGGGCGCUCGAAAGCCCUUACAGGAAACUAAUUUUGGAGACAGCGCGAGAACGAAGGGAGAGGCGGCGGCGCAAGGCGAGAGGACCCGAGCCUGGCAUCAUAUGGGAUCCGAUAACGUACCAAAACCCCAAGCCGGAGGUCGAUUCCAUGACGGGGUACAUCUUCUGGCACAAGCGGUUUGUUGAGGAGAAUGAGAAAUGGUUGCCGAAUAUCCUAGGCGAGCUGCGGCAAUACUGGGAAAAUAAGUUCGGCAAAGAUCCGAGUCAGCGGCCUCCGCUUCCGGACAACGGCCUUUGGGCUCCCUUGAUCGCGGUGGGUAUGUACGAGGAACAGUACGCCAAUUUCAAGUUACUCGGCAAGCUCAACACAAUCAAGCGCGACCUGUUGACGGCUCAACGACUGUAUCCACGCAGGUUCCUAGACGAGGUUCUAAACUACCUUGAAAAUGGCGAGCGCGACGCGCUCCCCGCUCGACAAUGCAGGGUGGGCAGCGCAGGGCAGCCUGAACACGAAGCACUCCGCACCGCGCUUACGGAGGGCGAUGAGUGGGAGCUCUGCGUCCUAUCUAUGUAUUCUCACAGACCAACCAGCCACAAGCUGCUCGAGCCGCUACCCGCGCAAUGGCCCAUGAGGAAGCGCAUCUUUGCUGACCGCUUAAACGCGCUGGUUCAUGAGCUUAGCGAAAAGAGCUGCUUCGAGGAGGACUCUCUGGAAUUCGACACGCUUCUCAAGUCGAUUAACCGGUGUAAUUCUGGAAACUCAUUCCGCCGAAUAAAAUUUAAGGCUGCGGAGGCCCAAGGUUUCCUUGUAGAGCUCUGGAAAAUGGGCAGAGUCGAGAUUCAUUCGACCAACGCAGGUCGCUGCUAUCGGCGCCCAGAUAUGACGCUCUACCCCGAGGACACGCUCUUGUUCCCGAGAUAUCCUACUCCUUUGGCCCCUAAGGCGCAAACCUAUCAACAGGCCGCUGAAUCCACCCCGGUCGAAGUAAGAAAGUGGCGGGACAACGCGCUACUUGUAGCGCGGGGUCUGGCCUGGCGCCUCGGAUACAGCAUCAUGGAUCUUGAGGAGAAGCUUAGUGGGGAUAUUAUUCAGUGGGCCGACCCUGCCCGGUAUCAGAGCGAGUGGGCCGGUAACGAGCGAGAGGGCUGCCAAGAGUUGAUCAAUGCCUACGUGGCGGAGAAUAUGGUCCGCGAGUGCAACGAGUACCUGAACCCGCUGUGGCCGCGAACACUGACGACGACUUCCACACCCGACGGGACGCAUCAGGUGUACUCUCGACGACAGAAAAUAUGGAACUGGGCGGCAAGCAGCGUGCGUGGCAUUGCACCGCGAUACUUUAGUAUUGACAGGUGGCCAGUGGUGGCCAAGGAGGAUCGGCAAGGCGCGGGGAACGGUAGGGGCAUAUUGGCGGGAACCGGCGAGUGGGCCGUAAGGCUAGAGAGCAAAGUCUGGGUACUCCACCAGCAGGUGAUGAAGAUGUCGAGAUGGGGGUACUUAGGAUUGAAAAGACAGGCGAAGGACACCCUUUCGCUCUAA
Parascedosporium putredinis is the source of this 2742-nucleotide messenger RNA. Lineage: Eukaryota; Fungi; Ascomycota; Sordariomycetes; Microascales; Microascaceae. The record is from the annotation of a GenBank genome assembly.